AUGGAGUCUCUGCUUUCUAGUUCUUCUCUUGUUUCCGCUGCAGGUGGAUGUUGUUGGAAGAAGCAGCAUCUAAAGUUCCAAUCUUUAUCAGGAAUCAGGGUUCUGCGUUGUAAUCCAAGUAAAGUUCUUGCGAAACCGAAGUUUAGGAACAAUCUUGUUAGGCUUGAUGGUCAAGAAUCUUCUUCAUUGUUGUUGUAUCCGAAACAUAAGUCGAGAUUUCGGGUAAAUGCCACUACGGGUCAGCCCGAGGCUUUCGAUCCGAAGAGCAAAAGGAACUCUUUUAAAGACUCUGUAGAUGCGUUUUAUAGGUUUUCAAGGCCUCAUACCGUUAUUGGCACAGUGCUUAGCAUUUUAUCUGUAUCUUUCUUAGCAGUAGAGAAGAUUUCUGAUAUAUCGCCAUUACUUUUCACCGGCAUCUUAGAGGCUGUUGUUGCAGCCCUCAUGAUGAACAUAUACAUAGUCGGGCUGAAUCAGUUGUCUGAUGUUGAAAUAGAUAAGGUUAACAAGCCAUAUCUUCCGUUAGCAUCAGGGGAAUAUUCUGUUCAAACCGGCAUUGCGAUAGUAGUUUCCUUCUCUGUCAUGAGUUUCUGGCUCGGGUGGAUUGUUGGUUCGUGGCCGUUGUUUUGGGCUCUUUUUGUGAGUUUCAUGCUGGGAACUGCAUAUUCUAUCAAUUUGCCACUUUUAAGGUGGAAAAGAUUUGCAUUGGUUGCAGCAAUGUGUAUCCUCGCUGUCCGAGCUAUUAUUGUUCAAAUCGCCUUUUAUCUCCACAUUCAGACCCAUGUGUUUGGAAGGCCAGUCUUGUUCACAAGGCCUCUUAUUUUCGCCACUGCGUUUAUGAGCUUUUUCUCUGUUGUCAUCGCAUUGUUUAAGGAUAUACCGGAUAUCGAAGGGGAUAAGAUUUUCGGAAUCCGAUCAUUCUCUGUAACUCUUGGUCAGAAACGGGUGUUUUGGGCAUGUGUUUCACUACUUCAAAUGGCUUACACUGUUGCGAUUCUGGUUGGUGCAACGUCUCCUUUCAUAUGGAGCAAAGUCAUCUCGGUUGUGGGUCAUGUUAUACUCGCAACAACCUUGUGGACUCGAGCAAAGUCUGUUGAUCUGAGUAGCAAAACCGAAAUAACUUCAUGUUAUAUGUUCAUUUGGAAGCUCUUUUAUGCAGAGUACUUGCUGUUGCCUUUUUUGAAGUGA
Messenger RNA from Arabis nemorensis, 1185 nucleotides. NCBI's taxonomy places the organism in Eukaryota, Viridiplantae, Streptophyta, Magnoliopsida, Brassicales, Brassicaceae. The record is from the annotation of a GenBank genome assembly.